AUGGCUCUUGUAGGUUCUGGUUUCAUGCCGAAGACCACGCUAUAUUUACCUUUGCCUAGCUCCAAUUCUUACCAUCAGAAGGCUUUGACCAUAAGAUGUGCAGCACGAAAAGGGAGAGGGUUGAGCAAAGGAGACGGGCCAAAAAUCAAUAGUGUUCUUAGAAUUACAAGGAGCAUUGAAGUUAGUGUUAGAGAUCAGGAAAACAUUGCUCCUUUUGGCUUCAAGACUGUUGAAGAAAAUGAGGACAGCAAAAAGGAUGAUACUUCAGCUCUAGAGACAGAGGCCACUGAUAAUUAA
Messenger RNA from Dovyalis caffra, 297 nucleotides. Lineage: Eukaryota; Viridiplantae; Streptophyta; Magnoliopsida; Malpighiales; Salicaceae. The record is from the annotation of a GenBank genome assembly.